AAAUAACGGCAAUAUCUGGAUAUCAUACAGCACUUAUUGACUAUUGGUGAUGGUUGAUUGAUCGAUAAUAAUAACAACGUGAUUCUGACAGAGAGCCUGCUUAUGAAACCGUAGAGCUGUUUACGAAAACUGCUUAAUUAACGUUUCCGUGACAGCGAUAGAUAAACUACCAUCACAGUAACCAUAUAAACCUAACGUUACGUGGUGGCAUAUUUGCUGUUUAAGUGUUUUGGUAUACUGUUUUUUUUUUAAAACUACAUAUGGCUGUCGUAACAGAAAUGUGGCAGUAAAUGAGGCUGUCCAUAUUCCUCUGUGUGAUGGAUUAGCAUUUAAACGAGAGACAAAUAAAAGGAGCUUUUGAAAGUUCCUUUUCCCUGCAGAGCAGCAUGGAGUGGCCGGGGGAUUUCCCUGAAGACCAUGCCUUUGUUGAUCUGCUGGUUCCAGGGGUUUCCAGUGAGCUGGACUUUGAGCAGCUCCUAAAAGACACAGAGGAGAAACUCAAUCUCAAUGCCAACAGCAUUGAACAGCAGCUAAAGGAGCUCCAGGCCAAAAUGGGAGAAUCCCGGGAGCGUCCGCCGAGCCCUUCAGAGUGCCUGCAGUGGUUCAACCUCAGAGCCAACAGUUUCAGGCCUGUUCCCACAGGACAUCAAGACCUCAUGGACUUCUUCAGAGCUUUGAUACAGUACCUGAGGUCUGAAGAGGAGGGGAAAGAGGAAGUGACUCUUCAGCUGCUGCUGAAUCUGUCUUCCCAGUGUGGUGUCUGCUUUCCAUGUACCCCUUCUUCUUCCUCCUCAUCCUCCUCUCUGCCGGCCGCCUCCAUCCACUUGGUUCAUACAGUCAGAGAUGACACUUCAUUGGAGAUCCAGGAAGCCUGGGAUGACGUGCGGCUCCAGCUGCGCCGCCACCUGCUGGAAAGGCUGUCUGCACGCAGCCCAGAUCACCAAGGACCAAGAAAUAUGUCCGUCCCUGAACGGCUCCACUGUCUGCAACAGCUGUUCUUUCUUUACCCUGAGUCUGAGGCCCUCACAUAUUACCAGAGCCUGAGAAGCCAAUCAGUGCUGGCUCUUCUGCACUCCACCCUGAGCUCUAGCCCAGGCGAUGAGGCCGGCUUUGACAGACUGGCUGAAGGUUUCCGCUCUGUGGUCCCAGCUCUGACCCAGGCCCUCACAGAGGAGAUCCAUGUCCUUUCAAGACUAGCAGAACCGCACACCAUCCUGGGUUUCCUUAAUGUGGCCUACCUCAGCACUGUGACCAGAGCACUGGCCUCGCUGAUGGAGAGAGAAUCUGAGACGGCCCUGAGGGACAACACCUCGCUCACUAGCAAGAUAAAGAAAUAUUCCGCCAGGUCGCGGGCAACUGUAGCACCAAUGGAGCUUCCCAUGAAAAGCAGGAGCUUCAGUUUAACCUCCCACCAGUUGAAGGCGUUGACCCACCUGGCCUGCACCCUGCUGGGGUUUGAGAGGACGGUGAUGGAGCUCGUCACUAAUUUGACCUUCAUUGACUGCACAGGAGAGACUCCCUCUGUGAAAGGCAUCUUGAAAAGGAAUCGAGAGGAUUUGGACAUGACACCAGACUGCAAGAAAUCCACAGCAGAAACACUAAUCCACACGCCAGAGGCACAGGUUUUGGAGUUUGACUGGAGGUCAGCAUUUAAGGGGCUGGUCCCUCACAUGGCACAUUGUGUUAAAGUGGUCCUGGAUGAGGUUUGUUUCAGAAGUCUAAAGCAAGAGGAGGACUUCUAUUCUUCAGGACAAACCUCAAUCCCCUUGAGCCGCACAAGAGGACACACUGCCAUCUCUGCCGGAAACACACAUCUCAGAGAAGAUUCCUUCUACACCUACUCAGAGAGAGAGACUCCUAUGAUGACAGCAAAGUUUUGUGGAGCGAUCAUGACUGAGAUGGAUGCCUUACUACCCUUGGCAGCAGCCUGCAGAGACAGCUCUCUCCUUGAGGUGCGAUCAAGCUUUGUAGAAGCGUGUAGCAGGGCAGUGUUUGCCUUGCUAGGCCGUUUGCAGGAGAGGGCCCUGGAGGUACCAUCCUCCGCACCCCUGAGGAACCUUCCUGCUCUGCUGGCCACUUGCAUUUAUGUGCAGCAACGACUGGAGCACUACCAUGCCAGGCUGAAAGAUUCUAAUUCUACUGCGGCUAAAGUACCCCUGACCCUGCUGCCUAUUCAGAAGUACAAAGAGACAGCGGAGGCCUUCAGGGAGCAGCUGACCAGUUACUGUAUCCAGAUUUGUUCCACCUGCAUUUUUCAAGACGCAGAGAGUCACCACUGGGCUGACCCCCAACCUUUCCACGAGGGUGAGCGCUGUUCCUUCUCGGUGCAGAUGUGGUUCUACUUCCUGUGUGGGCUCCGUAGCGACUUGUGGACGAUUCUCCCGGCAGAGAUGGCCAAGGAGGUGCUGGGACAGGUGCUGUCAGAGACUUUACAGCUGCUGGUGCAAAGAUAUGCCAGGGCCCGUCCAUCGUACAAGAGACACCUGCAAAUCAGAUGUGACAUUACAGCAGUAUUGCUGUAUGUGGAGCAGCUUAUGUGGAGUGUGUGUAAGAGUCCCGAGGCCUUGUGGCGCUCCAAUCCUUCUUCAGCAAUUGCCAUAAUAGCGGGCGGAUCAGACUGGCCAUACCAAAUCCACAGCCUGUGUGAGCAACUCCUGACAGUCCUUGUCAUUGUGACUGCACCGCUUUCUUUGCUGUAUAGGAUGUUGAUGAAUAAUCCUGGGAAAGAGUCCAAGCCUCAGCAUGACAGCCCUGUUGUCCUUUGGCUAAACGCUAUCAACCCUGACCUCUUCACAGAGCAGGCCAUACGAGAUGGCCUCGUGGGCCAGGCGGCCUCUCUGUGUCAGCUGAGGCUGCUGACCUCUGACCCAGGACACAAUCCCAGGUUGCUUCUGCGAAUGCUGCUGUACAGAGACUGUCACCUGCCCACAAUACUCCUGGAGAACUCUUAUAUUUGCCAAGAGAACAGCUUAGAAAUGUCUACAGACAGCUGCAAGGCCGGAGAUGACUUCAUCGUUGCAUUGUUCAACCUCUUCAGUUGCCUGAAUAAUGUUCCAAAGGCCUUGACUCAGUCCCUUCAGCCAUACCUGGAAAGGUCACGCAUGUGGGAGCAUCUCUACACACUGGCAGACACGACCCGGGCUGUACCUGUAGUGAUCAGCUGUGUCCGAGCGAUCGUUACAAAGUCUAUCCACAGCAUCCUGAUACACCUGGUCUCCAUGGUGAUUGGUUGGCAGGCCACGGAGGAGCCUAGUGGGGCCUUGUUUAAGCAAAAUGUACCAGAGAGCAUCCUAGCUAAAAUACCCAAGGAGUGGAACUACACACCACUGGAAGCACGCGGAAAGGAGACUGACACUAAGACUGUCAUAUCUGUAACUAUCCAAGCCUUAUCCCUCAUUUUCACCAACCUGCCCUUGGCCGUAGCAUCCAUACCUCUCCCCAUCCGCUACCUCUUCCAAGUGGCAGAGAAACACCUCUCGCAGCAUGCUCGGCAGCUGCGCUUAAUGGGCCUGUUACUCUGGGCCCUGUUAGGCUGUCUGAUCCAGGGCCUGGAGGACCCAGACACACUAGAAGAGAUCAGUGGUCUGGCUCUCACCCGUGGGGCAAAGGAACCCCUGUCCCUGCUGGCUGAGUGCCUACAGGCUACCAUGGGCAUUCAACAGAAGGGCGUUCCCAAACCAACAGUGCACAAAGUGCUGCAGACUCUGGAGGAGAAAAGACCAAAGUGGACAAACAUGCAGCUGCAGAAAGCCCGCAAGCUCUGCUCAGACAGUGUUUCUGAGCGAGGAAAGGAGAGCGGAGUCGCUGAACUGACUGAGCAGAAAAUAGGCCUGAUGCUGCUGGAGGUCUGCCACAAAGCAGGUGGCAGCGACUACCUGAGGCAGAUCUAUCACAUCAUCCAAGGCAAUGAGGAAUUACUGAUGUCAAACCUAAGUGGAAGCACAAAUUCGCCCAGUAAUCCUCCUCACUUGGUGAACUUUGACCUUGGCUCCGAGAGUCGCAUGGACCCUGACUGUUUCAACCCUCUCCACCAGUUUGAUCAUGUUGGCAAGAAGACGCUGGAUCAGAGUGCAGUGGUCGACUGGGCAUGGGACUGGACAAAAGUGCUGCCAGCCUAUCAGGGCAUGAGUCAGAUCACCUUCAAAACUCUGCUGGCCAACAGGUGGGAGAUGCAGAAGGAUGCAGAGCUGGAAGACGGAGAGAAAUGUAUUGUAGAGGAACUUCAGAAAGCCUAUUUUGUUUGCUGCUGCAGCCCAGGAACGCAGGACUGUCCCGGAGCUGAUGAGACACUCGCAGAGCAGACCCAGGGGGAAACACAACAAUCCGAUAAAAGUGCUGCCCAAUAACAGUGCAUGCAGUUGGAUUUUUUUUUAUCACGUUGUAAAUGUUUUCUUGUAAUACUAAGUUGCAGCUCUCAAGGUAGUAUAAUCUGUGUGUGUGUGUGUGUGUGUGUGUG
Molecule: messenger RNA, 4456 nt
Organism: Trematomus bernacchii (emerald rockcod)
Lineage: Eukaryota; Metazoa; Chordata; Actinopteri; Perciformes; Nototheniidae
Product: KIAA0825 ortholog
Exons: 23
Coding region: 387-4346 (1319 amino acids)
Source: RefSeq, a predicted model, not a curated record